Molecule: messenger RNA, 6281 nt
Organism: Talpa occidentalis (Iberian mole)
Lineage: Eukaryota; Metazoa; Chordata; Mammalia; Eulipotyphla; Talpidae
Gene: PHACTR1
Product: phosphatase and actin regulator 1
Exons: 13
Coding region: 413-2068 (551 amino acids)
Biological process (GO): stress fiber assembly; cell motility
Molecular function (GO): actin binding
Source: RefSeq, a predicted model, not a curated record
GAAUGAGGCUGGAGAAAACAUCUGCAGAGCCGUUGUAAGGUUAGGAAAAGCAUGAGAUGGGCCCUUCCUGCCUAGAUGGGUGGCCACCCCCUCCACAAUGAGUGGAAUUGAUCCCAACUCCUGUUGGCUCCCUUCGCCUCCCCAUUCCACUGCUUGUGGGAAUUGGUCAGCAGUCAGGCAAUUGGCAAGGGCUGGCCCGGACUGGGAAGGAAGGCGAAGGGGCUGCCUGGCACGGAAAGCUGCUUGGGCGUGCGGAGCAUGUGUAUUCGGAGCCCACUCUAAGCAGACUGUGGCUCGGGCAGAGAAAGCACAGUGAUUGGCGAGCCAGUAAACAGACCGGAGAGGAGGGUACAUGUGUGAGCAGAGAGCUUGGGGCAACCUCUAAGCUGAGGAAGUGGAGAGACUGGCGGGGAUGCGUUCUGAUUCUCUCGUCCCAGGUACCCACACCCCACCCAUCCGGAGGAGAAGUAAGUUUGCCAACCUGGGAAGGAUUUUCAAGCCUUGGAAAUGGAGGAAGAAGAAAAGCGAAAAGUUCAAACACACGUCUGCAGCCCUGGAAAGGAAAAUAUCAAUGAGGCAAAGCAGAGAGGAGCUGAUAAAGCGAGGAGUCUUGAAGGAAAUCUAUGAUAAAGAUGGGGAGCUGUCCAUAUCGAAUGACGAUGACUCCUUGGAAAACGGGCCAUCUCUGAGCUCCAGCCAGCUGUCUCUGCCUGCCCUGUCCGAAAUGGAGCCAGUCCCAAUGCCCAGGGAUCCCUGCUCGUACGAGGUGCUCCAACCUUCAGACAUCAUGGAUGGGACAGUGUCUGAAGAGAGUCCCUCUGCCAGUGAGUCUGGAGUCCUCCUGUCCCAAGAUCCUUCAGCCAAACCAGUCCUGCUACUGCCCCCCAAAAAACCUGCUGCUUUCCCUGGAGACCAUGAGGAGACCCCAGUGAAGCAGCUGUCCCUUCUCAAGCAACCCCCCGCCCUGCCUCCCAAACCCACUGCCAGGAUUGCCAACCACUUAACAGAUCCUGGCGCCCCUGUGAAAUUGCCUUGUCUGCCAGUGAAACUGUCGCCUCCGCUACCUCCAAAGAAAGUCAUGAUCUGUAUGCCUGUCGGGGGACCAGACCUCUCCCUGGCAUCCUACGCAGCCCAGAAGAGUGGCCAGCACCACACAGUCCUGCCAUCCCAGAUCCAGCACCAGCUGCAAUAUGGCAGCCUGGGCCAGCACCUCCCCUCCACCACCGGCUCCCUACCCAUGCACCCCUCGGGCUGCCGGAUGAUAGACGAACUGAACAAAACGCUGGCCAUGACCAUGCAGAGGCUGGAAAGCUCUGAGCAGCGCGUCCCCUGCGCCACUUCUUACCAUAGCUCUGGUUUGCACUCGGGUGACGGUGUCACAAAAGCAGGACCUCUGGGCCUUCCGGAAAUAAGACAAGUGCCAACUGUUGUGAUUGAAUGUGAUGACAAUAAAGAAAAUGUGCCUCAUGAAUCAGACUACGAAGACUCUUCCUGCCUCUACACGAGGGAAGAGGAGGAUGAGGAGGAGGAUGAGGAGGAGGACAGCUCGUUGUACACCAGCUCCUUGGCCAUGAAAGUGUGCAGGAAGGACUCCUUGGCCAUCAAACUCAGCAACCGACCUUCCAAGCGAGAGCUCGAAGAAAAGAACAUCCUUCCCAGGCAGACAGACGAGGAGAGACUGGAGCUGAGACAGCAGAUUGGCACCAAGCUCACCAGGCGACUGAGCCAGAGGCCAACUGCAGAGGAAUUGGAGCAGAGGAACAUUUUGAAACCUCGGAAUGAACAAGAGGAGCAGGAGGAGAAAAGAGAAAUCAAGAGGAGACUAACUCGAAAGCUCAGCCAGAGACCCACGGUGGAAGAACUUCGAGAAAGGAAGAUCCUUAUCCGCUUCAGCGACUAUGUGGAGGUGGCCGAUGCUCAGGACUAUGACCGCAGGGCUGACAAGCCGUGGACCCGCCUCACCGCUGCCGACAAAGCUGCCAUUCGAAAGGAACUCAAUGAAUUUAAAAGCACUGAAAUGGAAGUUCAUGAAUUGAGUAGACAUUUAACAAGGUUUCACCGACCUUAACAGUCAAAUUCCUCCUGAGUGCUAUGCUGUCUUCAAAACAUAAAUUUCUAAGAACCAUAAGUGCUGGUAUUUAUUCACUUCCCCAUUACGAUUUAAAUCUUUGGAACUGCCUUUUUUUUUUUUUUAAAGAAGAAGAGAAAUUAAAGGAAACACAAUCAGGAUUCUAUUUUCGAAAAUGUAAUGGUUACUACUCAGUGGACAGAGCUGCUGGCAACACCACUGAUAAUGAAUCGUGUCCCACCGAGCAGGACUGAGGCACCAGCCGCGCUUCCCUGAAGACUCCGGCACUCGGGGCGUCCUAGGCCUUGCAGGCCAGGCCCGCAGUCACCACAUGCAUUUAGACUCCAGUGAACUUCUUGAAAGCAUCUGUCACCAGAGUCCAAAGAAAGCAGAGGUGGUGGGUUUGGCCCAGGGAUGACCAUGCAAAAGUCUGGUUGGCCUUUUAGAUUUGGCCAAACACUCUGGCUCCAGACUUGUCAUCUGGUUUGGGGGCCCCUGAGGAGGAGGCAGCAGAGAGGGAACACUGUUCUCAGUUGCCCUGACCUUUCUCUCCCUUCUCUGUGUUGUAAACAGAAGGGAAGGGCCUUUUCUGGGGAGUCUGGUGUUGGCUGUUGGUCCUGAGAGUAUGUUUGCUCCAGGCUCUGUGGCACUGAGCACCAUCCUGUCCCCUCAAUCCAAGAUGAGCUGCCUUUUGGGAAGCUCUGGUUUAGAAGGGGAACGUUGUCAUCUGCUCAGUUCAAAUUUAUUACCCUAUCCAUGUUAAAAAAAAAAAAAAAAAGCCAAAUGUCACCAACUGCAAAGGUCCUCUUUGGUAUUUGAAUUCAUGCAUUUGAGUGUAAGGACCUCCUGAGGUGGAAAGCAGGGUGACAGCUCUGUUAGGCUAAUGCUCGCUUUCUCCCCCUGCCCCAGGACCAGGGACGGUUUGGCCUGGAGGUAAAUGACCUCUGAGUAUAGCAGGCCAGAGACCAUCCCUGUCAGACUGGCUUCCCGGUCACUGAGGCUCUGGCACCCCAGAUCUGCUGGGCUGGCCUCCUCAUCUCCUUUCUUUGCACUGAGGAGUUACUCUGAAUAGCCCGAAUUCGGCCUGUGCCAGAAUGGGCACACGCCCACCAGUCCUGCCUGUGCUCGACCUCACCAGGCCUGUUUAUCCACAGGGAUCCUUCCUCUCCCUCUUGAUGCUGUGAGGGUGACUGGAGAUGUCUCUGUAACUGUCCUACUCACUUGGGGCCACAGGAAAACAGUGCUCGGUUGAUAUACGGCUCUCCCUACGAGGCCCACUGCCACCACUUCUGCUUUCCUUCCUGACAGAGUUCACAGGCCCUCAGUCACCAGGCUCUGCCUGAACUUCUGGAGUGGUCCCAUAGUUAGCACCAUUGCUCCCCACCACACAUGCCCAGGAUUUAGAGAUGCCAACUUGGCCUUCACAAAAAGAGAGUUAACAGUCCCCACCUGAACCAUGUGGGAAGCAAGUCACUCUUGGGAUGCACACCAUCCGUGAGGCCGUUUAAUUUUCUGUGGGCAUUCACGCUCCUGUGGCCAGCAUCACCCAGGAGCUGUGUGUAUCUGAGGGGAAGCUCAGGGCAGUCCCGGCCAUGCCCAGCAGCCACUGCAAAGCUGCCCUAUGCUUUCCUCAUACCACCUGGAGCGAGCAUGCCCUGCCCGGCCCCAGGAGGACACCAUCACCAGUUCCUUUUUACUUUGAAUGUUGAAUCUGCAUAGUUACUGCCGUGAGUAGAGGUUUUGUUCAGGGAAAAUGUGGUCGGGACUUUAGUGUGGCUGUAAACACUUACUUCCCGAAAGGCUUACUGACGUUUGAAUGUGCAAAUGGUAUGACGAAAGAUUAGGCUUCUUUCGUUUGACAUCUUGAUGGUGGCCACGUGUUCCAGGCCAUGGUGCCUGCCUAGCCAGGAGUGGAGUCUUAACUUCCUCCAGCUUGCAGCUGGGCUUCGGGCAGCUUGCAGUAUCCUGGCCCAAGAGCCAGCCUUUAAGGAAACACAUUCCAUUGCCUGGCUACUUCCACAAAGGCCAGUGGCUCUCUGCAGACCUUGGUUCUGGGCCUUUCAGAUUCCCUGGGAACUUGACACCCAACUCAGCUUCCCUGCAGCCAGUCAGCCAGCAGCCCAGGUUUUCUGCCCCAAGUGCCCUAUUGUUUCAGCCCACUUCAUGCAUGGAAGAAAUUGAACAGUUUCCACCUGUCUUCCUGCAGGGCACCCUUCUCCAGAAGCCACUUGCAUAGAGUUAGAGGUGCAACUCCUAGCCACCAGAAGCUCACCCACCCUCAAGAUGGGCUCUUUCAAGCCCAUUUUUCUUGGCUCAGCUGACACAGUGGCCCUAGGGUGGACCCUCUGCUGUCUCUUCCCCUUCUUGAAAUGCUGAAGUUUUGAUAGAAAUCAAUCCAAAUUUCUUUUUUGGCCACAUUGUUAUAACAACUGAAAAAUGUGACUUUCCAAGGUGACAAUUUGACAUUAAUUAGGAAAAAAAAAAUAACAAAGAGAUGGGCCGGGUGCAUUAUAAUGUGUCCCUUUUCUGCAGUUUUCAAGAAAAGGCUUAUUUGUGGGUAUAAAUUUCCAAUUGAACCUUCUUUCAUUUGAAUUAGCAUGAAAGGAAAAGUGUGAAAUUUCUCAAAUUGAAAUGUUUCCCUCUUGAAAUUAGACAUCGCCCCAACCUCCCCUCUCAGAUGGUGGAAGGAAGAGACUGCCGCUGGCCUACCUGCUAUCUGGACUUGCUGAUCUACCCCUCUCCAAAGGCCCUCAAAGCCUUGUAAAACCUUUACAACGUUAGCCUUUAUGUCAGAUUAGAGAAACCAAACGUGACAGUAGAUGUGAUGAAAACCUCUGAGUUUAUUUUUCUCCUGCUUCUGAACGUGUAUUUAUAUUUGCAGAAUGAAAAUCGUGACGUGUGCUUCGAUGACUGGAAUUUCAGGCUCUCCCUGUGCACAGCUAGUGGGUGAAGGUCACCUUAAAUGACUUUUUCUUCCCAUUUGUCUGUUGAUUCCCCACACCGGUUGCUUUUCCCAGUUGCUUCCCGGGUGUCUGUACAUAGUUUGUGUUUGUAUAGGAGCGCUCUCGUGUUCUAACUUAACAAAUGAUGGCUGUAUGAGGAAGACAAUGUACAUAGACUACAAAGUAAACUGAAUCUCUAUGGCCUAGGUUUUGUACAUACAGAAACUGCAUGGUAUUUAAAUUAUUGUUUGUCUCUGAUGAUGUAUGCAGUUUCUUUAAAAACAAACCAAAAAAAAAAAAUCACUUCCUCGACUCCUGUGUGUUUUGUCAACCACAGGAACCACCAAAAACAGUCUGGCUAAGGAGGAGGGUUGGAGGGAAAGGGGUAGGUCAGCUUGUCAGCAAAACAGUAAGCGUUAAGGAGCUACAGGAGACCUUCUUGUAUCUGGCAGCAUUUGGGGAAGGAAGGCAGAGCUGUUACACACAAGUUCACUUUCUAGAUGACUUUUGUAUGUGAGUACUUUUUUUCUUCCUAACAUUUUAAUUAAUAUGUAUUGCCCAACCUACUGUCCUUUGAAUAAUCUGGAAUAAUGAAUAUAAAUGGUUAAAUCACCCGGUCAUCCAGUUACUAUCCAAUUUGAGACAGCCUGAGGUGGGGGCUCGAGGGGAUCUUUGGGGUGGCACUGCCUCUAAGCUAGAACCCCAGACUACCUUGCUUCAUGAAUAUUUUGGUCUGUCUCCUUCCUUAAGAAUCCUGGACAUUUUUCCUGUGAAACAAAAAACUUUAUUGCUUAACUUUCUGGUCCUGACUUGUCUUUGGGGGAGAAGCAAGAGAGGACUACAGUGCUUGCUGACUGCAUUUCAGGACGGUGAAGUAACUGGUUCUGCUCCCUCACACCAUCCCAGGAAUCAUCUGGGAGCCUUGAUAAAGUGCAGUAGAUCUCGGUUGGACCUGAGAUAUUGGUCCAGGAAUCACACUUCUAAGUAGCAAGGGCUUCAGGUAACAAAGGGAGCUGCUUUUCCUUUGCCUGGGAAUCUGCAGCCUCAGAAAGUCGAAGUAACCACAUGCACUGCUUAUUAUUUCUUGCCAAGCAACAACAAAGCCUCAUUGGCUCAGUAUCCUUCUGCAUCGCAUCAGGGUCUGUGGCAAGGUCUCACCUCCGCAGUCCCAGGGACACCGGAGCUGGAGUGGCCACAGCGAAAGGGCACUGGUUUACCAAAAGGCUUUCAAGUCUCAGGCUGUUUUUCUUUCAUUCUGACCCUUGCACCUC